Molecule: messenger RNA, 7052 nt
Organism: Lytechinus variegatus (green sea urchin)
Lineage: Eukaryota; Metazoa; Echinodermata; Echinoidea; Temnopleuroida; Toxopneustidae
Product: protein mono-ADP-ribosyltransferase PARP4-like
Molecular function (GO): NAD+ poly-ADP-ribosyltransferase activity
Source: RefSeq, a predicted model, not a curated record
UAACGCAGUAGAAUUUGAUGCUAAAUCUUGAGAAUGGAACUUCUUACUGUGUAAUGUUCUCAAUCAUCAUACAAAUGCUUACAUUCAAAUCUGUUACUAUGCUGUCAUCCUCAUAAGAAUAAAAGCGAAUUUAAUAUCUAUCGUCGUAAUGACGUCAUAGCAAUCUCUGCUACGAUUUGAAAUUAAUUUGACCUUUACUCCAUAACAAAGGUUUGCGUCAUCCAAAAUGGUUAUUAGUAUUCUUACAUUUAUUUUGAACCUUAUAUAAAAAGAGACGUUUCAUUCACAUUUGCAGAAAAUAAGCAAAAUGCGAUUUGCUCCAAAAUCUGAUCAUGGACCAGUCGUAAGGUGUGCGGUGGCCCUCAAAAGUAAUAAACAAACUCAUAAAUGUUUACCUUGUCGAUGUUAUCUGAGAUUUUCUUUUGGACAGCAUUAGAUACAAUAGAGCUUACCAAUAAAACUAAACAGCCCGGGUUGUUGUUAUUCGCUUAUUUCGAAAAAAAGGCCAGCAUUAUAUCAUUUGACUUUUUAACAUCUUUGUUGAAUUCUUAUCGUUCUUUGAACAUUAUGAUAAAAAAAUUAACAAUUUUGUAUCAUUUGAUAGUACACGAAUACUAGUAAACGUAUGAUGUAUACUUAUGACUAUCAUUAUGUUUAAUUAUACGUGGAUUUAUUGCCUUUUUGUCUAAAUCAUUUUCAGAAAUAUAGUAUGUUUCGCUCGAAAGAUAUCAUUAAAAAAUGAUUAAAGACGUAUCAAAUAGCUUUUUGAAUAAAACAACAUACAGGGAUUGGUAGAGAACCCAUCAAUAAUACCCAAGUCCUUUGGAAGCGCAUAUAGAGACAUUAUUCAUAAUGUGAUAUGCGCUAUACAAGAACUGCAUAGGAGUAUCGAUAAUUAGCAGGAAGUAGACUAUACAGUGUCUUUUUUAAGUUUAUAAUCAUCAAUACGGAUAAUAAAAUGAAAUAGAAUAUUACUACACUCACGAAAUACAGGAAAGGCAUGCAUGAAAGGAAAAUGACAAAGACACUUCUACACGACGAAACAAUAAAAAAUAAAUCAGUUGGAUGUCACCAUGUAACUAAUACACCCCAUUUUUAUGCUGAUGAUGGCAAAUUGUCUUGAAACAUAAAUGACUGCUCUCUGUUUUGGUUGUUUCUUUUUUGCAGGUUGCGAAGGCAGAAGCUGUACUUUACCGAAUGUGGAACAUCUUAUACGACAGGAAACACAAACAAAAACACGAACACAAACACGAACAAAAACACAAACAUAAGCACAAACAUAAAAACAAAAUUGAUGAGGAGAGUGACGUCGAAUCAUCGAAUGCUGAACUAAAGACACUUGAGAAAGAAUUCUACGGCCUUAUUCCUCAUCAUGCCUAUAAGCCACUCGUAUUACUCAGCAGAGUCGCAACGAAGUUGGACUUAUGUCAGAUGAUUCGUGACGUUGUAUACAUUAAUGAGGAGACUGGGUGGCAGAAACGACCAACCCAAAUAGCCAAGUACCGAGCACUCCGUUGUUACAUCCAACAUUUACCAUCAAAUCAUCCAGAGUAUGAGAAGAUCAGACGUCUCGUCUUGUCGACGAUGCCUGGAGGAAUGAAGUUGAAUACACUGAGGAUUUUCGCAGUAAGUAGACCACCGGAAGAAGAAGGUUACUGCCAUGACAUCGGUAAUGACACUCUGCUCUUCCAUGCCACCAAACCAAACAACGUACUUGGCAUCUUAUCCAGGGGUCUUCUUAUGCCAAAGGUUGUGGUGGAGAUGUUUAACGGACAACGCCGUGACGAAGGACUGCUUGGCCCGGGUCUUUAUUUUGGUGAUCGGAUAAGCACAUGCAUUCAGUACACAAAGAACGGAUUCUUCUCCAAGACGAGGAUGAUACUUGUCCUCAAAGUCGCUCUGGGUGCCACUGAAGACUAUUACGAAUUUAACACCAAACUACAGCAAGCACCAGAUGGUUUUAAUAGCACUCAUGGUGUUCGAGCUUCAGACGGCAGGCCCUCAGAGUUUACGGAGGACGAGUUUGUUGUUUAUUCUACCAAACAACAAUGCAUUCGUUACCUGGUCGAGUUCAGCUUCGAUGGCGACGACGAUCUGGUCGAUGGAUACGACUACGAUGAGGAUGACGUCAAAGACGACGAGAUGGAAGAAGAAAAAGAAACCCUUGAUAAAAUCGAUUUGGCCGACGUACAGUGCUGUCAAGAUCCAGUCAGUAGAACAGCCACUGGUCUUGUUGUGGAUAACAGUAGAGAGGGCGUCCUACUUGAACAGGUUCAUGUCAGAGGCCACAUCACUGAUCUUGCAGCAAAGAUCACAGUCCUGCAAGUUUACCAGAACACUGUUGGAGGGACAGACGUUCCGGAAGCUCGCUAUGUGUUUCCUCUGGAUGAAAAGGCAGCAGUGUGUGGCUUUGAAGCGUUCAUCAAUGACAGGCAUGUAGUGGGUACGGUGAAGACCAAAGAGAAGGCAAAGGAGGAAUACCAGGAAGCCGUCCGUGAGGGCCAUGGGGCCUAUCUGAUGCAAGAAGAAGCUUCGAACGUUUUCUCAGUCAGCAUCGGUAACCUCCCUCCGUAUGCAAAAGUGGUGAUCAAGAUUACCUACGUCACCGAACUGGUAGAAGAGGAUGGGGGCAAGAUGGCGUUCUAUCUUCUCGGUAGUGUUGCUCCUUGGUUGCAGGAGGAAAUUCGUGGCACAAAGCUUACGGAGGAAGCUCAAGCUCUGGUGGGAGUUCCAUCAAAUGAGACCGAUAGGAAAGAGUCUCUUCAGCUUACAGUCGAGAUGCCGUCGGAUAUUUCAACAGUUCAAUCUCCGACGCAUGCGAUUAAACUAAAGAGGGAGAAAAUGAAGGCUACCGUCACUUUGGGAGAUGGCGUGGGUCUUGGAGAUGGUUUCCAACUGCUUAUCGGCAUCCUCAAUGCUAACAAACCAAGAAUCUGGACUGAGUUUGAUCCAUCAAAUAAUUCAUAUGCUAGUAUGGCGGUCUUCUAUCCGACGAUUCAGUCCGAUUCGAUUCCUGACCCGGAAGUUGUUCUCUUGAUGGACUGUUCAACAUCGAUGAAAGGGGAACCCAAACAGGACGCAAAGAAGAUUUGCAAAAUGCUUCUUCAGUCAUUACCAAAGAAGAGCCGUUUCAAUGUCAUCACCUUUGGCACAGAUUUCAUUGAGCUGUUUCCAACUGUCGAACCAACUGGCCAGCAGCAGCUCCAUCAAGCCUUUGAGUUCAUCGAAUCUGCAAAAUCCAUUGGAGGCAGCUCUGAAGGGUGGCGCCCUCUACGUUCCCUCUCCCUUCUUCCAAUGAUGAAGUCCGUUCGAAACGUAUUACUUGUAUCUGACGGUCACCUCACCAACGAGAAGCUGAUUUUGGAAAUUGCCUCCAAUUACAAGAACGUUAACAGGAUAUUCACUUGUGGUGUAGGUUCUGCUGGGAACCGUCACAUUCUUCGUGCUCUGGCAGAUGUCAGCGGUGGUGCAUUCGAAUCCUUCAAUCCUAAGGCGAAAUCCAAGUGGGAAGGAAAGAUUUCUGCCCAAAUUGACCGUUGUCGUCAGCCGUCUGUCAGUUGCGUAAACGCAAAAUGGCGGACAGAAGAGAACGCGGACGGCAGCAUGAAACUCAAGGAUUUGAUUCAGGUGCCAGCUCAGACGUCUUCAGUCUUUACAGGAUCGAAGGUUCUUCUCUACUCACUUGGACCAAAAGUGCAAGAGGUUCAACUGAAUGUGGAAAUAGCUGGUAAAUCUGUUGAAGAAUCACUCAAAUCACCAAUCGAGUUUGAAGGAUCAUCUUUGACUCUACAUCGUCUAGCAGGAAGAGCACUAGUUCGUGAUUAUGAGUUUGGGUCGUUUCACCAAGACCACGCCCUUCAUGAGACCCGGAUGUAUGACCUCACGAAAUAUCUUACUGACCUCAGUAUCCGGUUAUCAAUCAUCACACCGCUCACAAGCUUCAUAGCAAUCGAAAAACGGGAUAGAAAAACCAAAAUAAAAACUGCAUCACCAGAUGUUGAUAAAUUACUGUCUAUGAUCACCCGUGACGAUCUGGAAUCAUUGCAUUGGACUGAAGUUAUCUUGGAACAAGAGGGACCGGCAGAGAGCAUUGUUACAAAAAUUCUGAGACAGGCCAAGAUUGCUCAAUCCAACUUCUCUUAUGCAUCAGCCGAGAAGUACUACAACAGCGCCUUGAACAUGGCUAAAGAAAACAUGACAAGCAUGCAGGGUCUCUUCAAAACAUGUUGCUUGGAACUGUCGAAGUUCACAAUGAGGGUUAAAGGCGAUGCAGAGAAGGCAUUGCAAUGGAUUCAGCCAGUCGUUACACAUGUGACUGAGCAAGUGGAAGAGGAAGGGGAAGAUCAAGCACUUGAUACAACUGCCCGGGAGUAUUCUCAGUUACUCCAAAACAAGGUGCGCCAAGGCCCGGCUGAAAAAGAUGUCAUUUCUCGUGCUACAGGAUAUGUCCAGAGAGGUCCAACUGCAGUCAGGCCUAUAAGUCUAGCCAAAAAGGAAAUUAGAAAAGCAGUUAAAUACCAAUCGAGAAGGACAUUUCCUUUCUCUUCGUUCUUGAAGCCAAAGAAGAAGGAAAAGAAGAAAAUGGAACCAAUAUCGUUCGCAAUGCAUUCCGCCGCACCUGCUGAGAGGAGGCAAUUUCGUGGUGGUGUGGUGAGUAUGUCGAGUAAACCUAAAGAAGAGAGAGCAUUGGACCAAAGGGAAACCGAACUAGUAGAUGAUGAUAACAGGGCUACUACACUGGAUCAAGCAACUCUAGAUGAACUCAGGAGGCAAGCUACCCGACUUGAAGAACAGCUAAAAAAAGAAGACUCACUUCUAGCGUCGGUCAAAGUGUUUAAAAAGAAGAAAUCGUUGGGAAGAAGUUCAUUGUUUGGAUGGGGGAAAGGAAAAAGCAAACGGGAAAAGACAGUAGUAAAGAGUAAGGGUGCGACUAUUUCUAUUGGUAGUGGUGAAAAAAAAUACGAAGAGCGGGAAGAAGCUGCUAGAUAUCUACCAUCUGCACGCUUGAUGAAGUUUGCUGAGUCGGAUAAGAAGGUAUGUGAUUCAACUGCAGAGUCUCGCCGGCCUUCACCCCCGGCCAUGGAUGCGGAUGAGGAUCGAUCAUUAGAAGCAUCUAAAGAUUCUUUACAUGAGAAGGAAGGGGAAGAUGAAACAACUUAUGCAUUAUCAGCCGAGUACAGCCCGCCAUCAUCACCAGCAUUAGCUAGGGCACGACCGAUUGAGGUACUGUCACAGGGGAGUCCGGAAACAUCUGACGACGAAUUUCAGCAAAUGUACAGUCUACUGUCAGCAUCAACUAAAUCACGGUCACUAUCUUCGACGCCGUCACCACCAGAAGUUUAUCUGAAGUAUGGGCCAGCCCGUCCGGAGUCUCCACCAUCUCCACCGCUGGUACUAGGAGCGGAAGCUCCAUUGCCAUCACCAUCAGGACCACCACAACCUCCUCCAGUGCCUCCUACUUCUGGUUCCGUAUUGACACGUAAGAUGCUGGGAGUGACACGUAGGAUGCUGGGAGUGUCACCUCCUCCACCAUUGCCAUCCCGCUCAAUGCCCCUCUUCUCUUCUGCAUCCUCCUCCGGAUGCAGGCCCACCAAUGCCGGGAGUGUCACCUCCCCUGCUCCACCAUUGCCACCUCCUUCAGCAGGCCUGCCAACAAGUAGGAGGAUGCCGGUAGUGCCACCUCCUCCUCCUCCACCAUUGCCACCCCGCUCAAUGCCCUCUUCUCUUCUGCAUUCUCCUCUGGAUGCAGCCCCACCAAUGCCGGGAGUGUCCCCUCCUCCUCCACCAACGCCACCUCCUCCAGCAGGCCUGCCAACAAGUAGGAGGAUGCCGGUAGUGCCACAUCCGCCGACUGCCCCUCGAUUCCAGCCUCGCUCAAAGUCAUCUUCUCGCUUUGACAGUACUGAUUUGAAAUCGAAGGAUAAAUCUGUCGCAGACCAAGAUAUGAUGUUCGAUUUAACACUUCUUAGUACUAUUACCCCAAUCAUGGAUGGUGAUGAUGAUGAUGAGGAUGAUAUCAUAUGGGAAGAUGGUGAACUAAUGGAACCAAAGAAGACUUGCAAAUCACCAAUCAUAUUUAAAGAGUCAAAGAGGACAGUUUCGGAUUUCAACCACGUGAUGUCUUUACAAAAUAAGGAUGGUAUGUGGUCAUGGGAGGCUCAUGGACACCUAAUAGAUGACUUGUUUGUGAUCGAUUUUCAGGAUAUAUAUGCAUUCUGUUGCCAACUUCCGAUUCUACCGUACGUGCGUCAAAAUCUUCGCUCCAUCCUUCUCACCCUCCUCCUGCUCAUCUAUCUGGAAGAUGUUCUUCCGGAGGUUCUACCAAAUUUGGAAGACACCUCUCCAUCUAAUCAGGAUGCCAAUGGUAAAUUUGUGAACUACACGGAAUGCACAGAGCGCGCGGAAGAAUGGUUGAAACGCCGGGAAACAGAUCAGCUACUAUCUCUUAAGACGUUGCUAUACAAUAAUCUUGGAUAGAUAAGUUAAUGAUAAAAAAAGAGGCAUUUGGCGUUGUUUUCGAUCAAUUAUUUUCAGACUUUAUGAUCGUUGCAAGAAACUGACAUCCAAUAUCAAAUCAAUUGCAAUCAAGUCCCACAAUCAAGCAUAAUUCUUUUGAUUAAAUAAAUUAAUGAAUUAAGUAAAUUUGUAGUUGGUUUAUAUUGCAACUCUACAUUCUCGUUACAACCCAUCGAGUUAGAUGUUGGGUCUUGAAUAUAAGUUUCUUCUAGGGCCCCAUAUUGUGAUAGGUGAAUAGACAGACGUCCAAGUGAUUUCGGUGAGUUAUCGAUCUGCCUAGCCAUGAUAUGUUUCCGUGAAGGGCAGAGUUUACGAAUUUAAAACGUCGAGAUUACAAUACUUCUUUAGAGGACGAUUACCAGAAAGAUAACCACCAUUUCUUUUCGAGAUUAUAGUUUACAUGGUGCUACCACAAACCUUAUCAUCCAGUCAUCGAUCUAUUUUGUUAUUAGGAUGCUCCAAACUGAAGAUAUUUAUAUUUCCAUAAAUAGAGUAAAAUUCACAAAUCGAAAUCCUGAAAAUUUGAUUAAAAUCGA